CCAGACACAGUGCGCGACCCAUCAACCUGAUCUGAAGAUCGAAAAUAGGAGGGCUUAUAGUAAUCAGCCCUUCAGCCCCACAAGACAACGAGAAAGUGUGGCAGCGUCAUACCAGCGCUUGGACAGAAGAACAGACCAAUAUUGCACAGCGCUGGAGAGAGGAGGGCGGGACAGCUGCGGGCUUGUGAUCAAUGCAUUUGCCAGAUAACCUCGGAGCCUCUGGAGAGUGAUAACGACCAAAAACCCGGGGAAAUAUUUUCCACAUAUUCGGCAGAGGUUCGUACAGAGUGCCGUGGGCUCUCGCCUCCUCCGGAUGAACAAUAAUGGGGGAAUGGACCAUACUAGAGAGGCUCCUGGAGGCUGCUGUCCAGCAGCACUCUACUAUGAUAGGAAGGAUCCUACUAACUGUGGUGGUGAUCUUCCGGAUUCUAAUCGUAGCAAUAGUUGGAGAGACAGUAUAUGAUGACGAGCAAACCAUGUUUGUUUGUAAUACCUUACAACCAGGCUGCAACCAGGCUUGCUACGACAAGGCAUUCCCAAUUUCACACAUUCGAUUUUGGGUUUUCCAGAUCAUAAUGGUUUGCACCCCGAGUCUUUGUUUUAUCACAUACUCGGUGCAUCAGUCGGCGAAACAGAAGGAGCGACGGUACUCCACCGUCUUUCUGACCCUGGAUAAGGAUCAAGAUUCAAUGAAACGAGACGACAGCAAAAAGAUUAAAAACACCAUUGUGAAUGGAGUACUUCAGAACACAGAGAACUCCACCAAAGAAGCCGAACCCGACUGUUUGGAAGUCAAAGAUAUCCCCAAUUCAGCCAUGAGAACUACUGGAAAGUCUAAAAAGAGUCGACAAGAGGGUAUCUCGAGAUUUUACAUAAUUCAAGUGGUUUUCAGAAACGCGCUGGAAAUAGGGUUUUUAGUGGGUCAAUAUUUCCUGUACGGAUUCAAUGUCCCAUCGGUGUACGAGUGUGAUCGUUACCCCUGCAUAAAAGAUGUAGAGUGUUAUGUUUCCAGACCAACAGAGAAGACCGUGUUUCUAGUCUUCAUGUUCGCGGUCAGUGGCUUUUGUGUGUUGCUCAAUCUGGCAGAACUCAAUCAUUUGGGGUGGAAGAAAAUCAAAACGGCGGUGCGAGGAGUUCAGGCAAGGCGGAAGUCCAUUUAUGAAAUCAGAAAUAAGGACUUGCCUAGAAUGAGUGUGCCUAAUUUCGGUCGCACUCAAUCCAGUGACUCUGCUUAUGUGUAGCACAUGGAGAGAGUACCCGAUGGGACAAUGUGCGAUGUGUAAAGAUUGAACCAAGAUGAGCACUGGAUGAUGACAGCUCCCAACGCCACAUCCGUUUCAUGACUUAAAAGCGUGGGCCGAUUUUUUAUUUGUUUAUCUUUUAAGGACUCCAAUGGCAAGCGUGGAUUACACGUUUGUUCAUUUAUUUAUUACAUUGCACUGAUGCAACUUUUUAGUAACGUUUAUACUAUGUAAAGCGCUAAAUAGAGAUCAUGUCGACGUGUUCAAGCAUUUACUCUUUGUGGGCUGAUCUACUGUACUUGAAGAGAGUAGGGUAUAUUAAAAUUGCACUAAGAGGUGAACACCCGGGAACCAAACCUAACCCGAUGCGUGACAGUGUUUAAAAAAAAUAAUUCCACCGAUUGUUGACACCGAUCUAUUUAAGCGACACAAUACACCGGUUGACUAUAAAUUGGAGGGGAAAUAUUCUCCAGAUGUAUAUAGGAAUAUGCCUAAAUAUAUAAAUACAUUUUGACUAUGGAUCGACCUCGUUGAAAUACAUUAGCAUCAUUCAUAUUUUGUUGCCUGUGUUCGCACCACUGACUUUAACGUAUGUAAUCAUUCCAUUGCUAUAUAGCUGACUUGCAAAACAGUAUCUGGUGGAUUUGCUGCAAACGCUAACGUCUGUGACUUCCUUAAUUUAUUAUACACCAAAGCGCCCACUGCUUUCAUUUGUGAAAAGUGUUUUCUUGCUUACGUGUAAUUAAGUGCCAUACUUGUACAUAGACAUAUAUAUAUGUAUACAUAGAAAUAAAUAAAUAUAUAAUAUUGUUCAUCAUGAAAGCUAAUUCCCUGCUUGAAUUAUGCUAAACGCCGCCCUAUUUUUUGCUUGAACUUGUGAUUUAAAUGGAUAUAUUACAUUUGUCUCUAGCUCCCUUUCUAUUUGGCAAAUGACUGGGAAAUGAAUAAAGUGCUAGUCUUUUUUAUAUACUGGAAGAAAAUGUUUCUCCACAAUCACAAUUGAUCUCAACUCAAAUAGCACAAAUUGACCUUUUUAACAAACUAAGAAUGGGCAAUAAGUAUCUGCUCAGGUGCUAGGGUUUUUUCACAGAAUGGUUUUCAAUGUAACCAAAAGGAACCAGAAAAAAACACCCUUUUCUGUCGAAAAAUAAAAGUGGGAUUCAUGUACACCAGAAUCGUGUGAGGUGCAAUACUUUUCUGUCUGAAAGCUGAACUGGAAUGUUAGAAGGAUCCUAUAGCUGCCCUGUCUAACCAUGGCUUGGUUCAGUGAAAAUGGCAAUGUUUGCCACACACACACGCCUAUGUCGUUCCAUCCCAUGAGAAAACCCCUAUGAGCUCUUCCUUUGAUGUUGUCAGUGUCUGUUAACAUGUGGGUGUGCUGGAAUGCAUUUCAAUGGGGAUGACGCUUCCAUGACAAACACCAAUACUGCAUGUCCCAUAACAUUGACCAGAUGCAGCCGUAAUGUGAAAUGCAUUCUAACAUUCAUGUCCUGUCCCUUCCCAGUCGUAGCUGACCUGACCAUGACUGUUCACAUGGCUGCUAUACUGUUACUGACUUUGUGACCUUGACCAGGAAGCUAUUGGACAGACACACCGUACAGAACAGGGAUGAUUACAACCUGAUAUUCAUUGAUAGAGGACUUUUUUUGUCCACUCCU
Molecule: messenger RNA, 2899 nt
Organism: Oncorhynchus gorbuscha (pink salmon)
Lineage: Eukaryota; Metazoa; Chordata; Actinopteri; Salmoniformes; Salmonidae
Product: gap junction delta-2 protein-like
Exons: 2
Coding region: 324-1241 (305 amino acids)
Biological process (GO): cell communication
Cellular component (GO): connexin complex
Source: RefSeq, a predicted model, not a curated record